Molecule: messenger RNA, 711 nt
Organism: Haemonchus placei
Lineage: Eukaryota; Metazoa; Nematoda; Chromadorea; Rhabditida; Trichostrongylidae
Source: the annotation of a GenBank genome assembly
ACUUUUAUUCGAAGCAUGAUUCAAACGACAAGAACGAAAAUUUUCUACAGGUACGCACGCUUUGCCAAUUUCAAAAUAUACAGUUUGAGACGACGUGUAGCGGAAUACUUAUCGAACAAGUUCCACGAACAAAGAGUACGCGAGUUAGGACCGGACCUUGCUUGUUUAGAAUGGUUGAUGGAGUGCGGAUCAACGCAGGUUUGGUCAUUAGUUAGUCGAAAAAUAACGGUGUUCUAUCGCAGAAGGUUGGCGAUUUAUGGACAAAACUUCUGUCUCGAGUCUGCAUCAACUAUACUCUUCUCUUGGCCGAGUUCUAUCAUAAGUUCAUUUUUUGAGAGAUUGACCGACUCAGCAAUUGCAGACGAGGGCUUCAAAUACUUCCACGAUCUCAAACGCCUUGAAGUGUUGAAAAUGAAUUUUUGCGAUUAUUUUGGUGAUGACGCUAUUAGGGAGCUGGCUAUAAGCAGACCAGCAUCCACUUUGCGUGAUAUCGAAAUUGUUCUAAACCCCGCAUUGACAGAUGGAGCAGUCUAUUGGUUAAGCAGACUCAAAGCACUCAGACGUGCUCACUUCUAUUUCCUGCCGUAUGUUUCAAACAGGCAAUCGUUCCUUCGUCAGCUGAAGUUGGCUGUACCCAGGUGUCAUGUGACGUUUCCUGAAAAGAGCAAGUAUUGCAAUUGCCGCCUAUACACAUAUAUGGAGAAGCUGUGA